AUGACGGACACUGGGCCGAUUUUACGCGACGUCCUCAACGCUAUUGCUGCUCGAGAGAAAUAUGAGAAUUGGGACAUAAAAAUGAAACUAAUUAAUACUGACGGUGCUAACUACUGGUCUCAUUUAUAUGAAGUGACAAUUUCUGCACCAAACAAACCAGACCUUGAACUAUUUGGAAAAGUUGUCAUUAUGGCUGAAGAAACGAGAGCCGCUUUUAAUAUUUCCGUAUUGGAUACAGAGCAUUUUUUCUAUACCAAUCUAUUAAACGAAUAUAAAUUGUUAGAAGAGAAAUAUAACAUACCAAAAAGGAACAGAUUUCUAACCGCGAAGUCUUACGGUUUUGAUAAUGGAUAUUUAAGAGAGACUGUAGUUAUGGAAAAUUUAAACAAGAAAAAUUUCAAGCGUUAUAACAGAUUGGAAAGUGUAACUUGGGAGCAUGCUGCUGAAUGUGUAAAACAGAUGGCUUAUUUACACGUUUUAUCUGUUGCUUUAAGACAAGAUAAUCCUGAAAAGAGAAAUGAAAUCUUGGAGAAAAAUAAUUUUGUGUAUCCAACAUUUCUGUUCGAUAAAAUGUCUCAAAACGCUAUCACCGUUGCCAAAGAAGAAUAUCGAGAAAGGCUUACCGUCUUCUUGGAAGAAAAUGUUAAAACUGAAAAUUUCGAUAAGAUUUUGAAGCCAAUUCGCCUUGCGGUGAUAGCGCAUGGCGACUUCAGACCGGAUAAUUUGAUGCAUAGAACACUUGAGGAUGGGACAUUGGAGGUAGCAGUGCUAGAUUUUCAGUUUAUAAAAAUGAGCAACCCAAUCACGGAUCUGCUACACUUCAUCAUUAGUGGUACGGAUAGGAAGUUUCGCCAAAAACACUAUCAACGGCUUAUUGAGCACUAUUACAGUGAAUUUUGUAAUGCCCUACGAAGAUUUAAUCGAGAUCCAGACCUAAUCUAUCCAAAUCAAAAUUUUGAGAAUGACCUAAAAGAGGUGCAGCCAUUCGGUCUACUAGUAGCCAUCAUCGGUCUCCCUUUCGUAACGCUCGAUGUCGAAAACGUACCGAAGAUUGGCAGCGACUUAGCAACUCACUUCCUCGGGAUCAAAACGAGUGAUUUGUUUGCAGAAAGGUUCAACGAUGUCAUCAACGACUAUAUUAAAAUGGGAAUCUUGUAA
Molecule: messenger RNA, 1158 nt
Organism: Parnassius apollo (apollo)
Lineage: Eukaryota; Metazoa; Arthropoda; Insecta; Lepidoptera; Papilionidae
Source: the annotation of a GenBank genome assembly